UUCACUUUCAACCAAAUGUUCUUUUCAAUUCCUCAUGAAGAUAAAGCCAACCUGCCAAUGCGCCCCCCGGUGGCCGUACUUCCUCUUGGCACAGGAAAUGAUCUUGCACGCUGUCUUCGAUGGGGAGGAGGUUAUGAUGGUAUGGAUCUGGGCCGGAUCCUGAAGGACAUUGAGGGCAGUUCUAUGGUUCUGAUGGAUCGCUGGAGCAUACAGGUGACCCUGGAGGACAGUCAGGAGAGAGGUGACCCUGUGCCCUACGAAAUCAUCAACAACUACUUCUCCAUUGGAGUGGAUGCCUCCAUUGCUCACCGCUUCCACACCUUGAGAGAGAAACACCCACAGAAGUUUAACAGCAGGUGGGCAUGUUGCACACUAGGACCCCACUAGAGUCCA
This is a messenger RNA of Sinocyclocheilus rhinocerous, 393 nucleotides long. RefSeq names its product diacylglycerol kinase alpha-like. Bases 16 to 387 code for a protein of 123 amino acids. Gene Ontology annotation, molecular function: ATP-dependent diacylglycerol kinase activity. Lineage: Eukaryota; Metazoa; Chordata; Actinopteri; Cypriniformes; Cyprinidae. Gene Ontology annotation, cellular component: plasma membrane. Gene Ontology annotation, biological process: phospholipase C-activating G protein-coupled receptor signaling pathway. The transcript has 3 exons. The record is from RefSeq and is a predicted model, not a curated record.